GUCGGUGUCAUGCAGUGACGUGACGCAUUCAAAGCGACAAGAGCCAUAGAUAGCGCCUCCCCCCACCUAACAGCUAUUGUGACUUCGACUCUUAACAGAGGUGGUGGGGCCUUUGAGGCUCUCUCUUUUUACUUUGACUACACACUUUUAUCGUGUUUGCGGCAUAUGUAAUUCUUAAAGCAUACUUUGUGGAGCUCAAUAGCAGCAAGCCACUAUGAAAUCCUUGACCUGAGCCAAUGCCAUCGCUGAACACUUUAACAAACUCAGCAAGUCAUAGCAAUGGCGGCGAGACAAGUUCAUGUAACACCAGCGACAACAACAAUAACAAAAAGAGCUAUAAUGCAACAACAAUAACAAUGACAAAUGCGAAAACAAAUACUUCGUGUUGCACUUAAGAGAAACGAAUAAAGAAUCAUCAAUGUCUAAACUACAGUUAUUCUAUGAAAAACGACGAUUUCCUGCGCAAAUAUUAUCCUGCAGCAGAAGAAAAUUUCGCACAUUUCUAUGCAAAUGGAUGCGCGUACGUGGCGGCGUUGCGGUUGCUGGAUUUGUUGUGGAAAAUUUGAGGCACACAGGGCUUACAUAAAAAAAAAUAACAGCAAAUUAAAUGCAAUACAAACAGCAAAAGCCACUAUAACAACAACAACAACAACAACAACAGCAACGGCAACCCAGCAGUUAGCGUUUACGCUAAAAACAAAAGCGCACAGCAACCACAACAACAGCGCAGCAGCUGUGCGUGUAAUAAGUUUAGCAUACCAACAACGAAAAGCGGCGGGGAGAUUGGCGUGUCAAAGGAAGAAUAAGUGGCCACAAACACAGCUGACUUUUGCGGCAGCAACCGGAAGCUGUAACCAUAGCCGGAUCAACGUUAACCGAUCCCACCUGACAAGCGUUCGUUUCACUUUAACUCUGAUUUCCUAUGCUAAUGUUGCGCUUGUUAUUUUUGCCCUAACGGAGUUACCCUUUGCUGGCAGCUAUAAUCCGAACGUGGUAGUAGCUUUUGCGGCAACAGCAGCAGCAGGAGCAACCAUUCAACAAACUCAAACGCAUCUACCAGCAGCCAAUUUUUUAGAAUUUGUUGUUGGAAGCGAACAUUUGCCACAGCAGCUCGCACCGUUAACAACAAUGGGCUCCUGUUUCGGGCGUUGUAUGGCAAAGGAUGCACUUGGCGGCGGCGGCGGCGGCAGCGGCAGCGGCAGCUCGACCAGCACCACCACCGCAACAUCCUGUUUGUGGCGUCAACAACGUGCAACAGAUGAACAAGAAGCGGAACUCGUAUCGAAUGCGAGCGACAAAUGCCCGAGAGAGAAUUUCAUAUAUCGAAUUAUAAAGUUUAAAACGAAGCAAAAACGGCCACAGUUUAUCGACAAAUUCUGGGAACAGCAAGACAUGCAAUACACAAAGCUAUCCAGUAGAAAUGGAACUCAGAGUGGCCAUUCUGACAUACAGCUUCAGAAUCUGGACGUUAACAAUUUACUCAGCAACGCUCUUUUGGCCAAGGAAUCGGCGCUCAACUAUUGCUUGUCUGAAGCGCAGUACGCAGCAGCCAGCUCACGUGCCAGUUCUUCACUCGACCUCGAAUGGGAGCAUGAGUACGGUCAUAUGCGUCAACUAUACCAACACUCGCACAACACGCACCGCAGCACCCAAUCUUUGCUACUUACCGCCCACAAUGGUGGCAGUAACAACAACCUCGCACAAUACACAAAUUCCAACACCACGCCAGUACAUCAGGCGUACAUCCUCAACAACAACUCCAACACGCUCAGCACUGCUAAAAGCAACGCCACCUAUGACAAUCACCCGCUACAUGUACACCUAAUGGACGACUCAUGGCAAUAUUUGAGCAACGAUGAGGAUCAACUCAAUUCAUUGGCUUCGUACUCACAAUCUCAAUCACUACCCCAUGCGCCGCUAAAUGCUGCAGCUGCAUCAGUGGCAGCUGCCAGAUCAGCUGAACGCUGCGAGCUACGCAUGCGUGGGCGCUACGCUCGCCAACCACCAAUCAACGAACAGCGUAACAGUUCCUUUACACGCACUUCUUCCUCGCACAAUUCUUGGUCGCACAUAUCUACGCCUGAAUCGCUCGAAUGGGAUCAGGAUGAGGAGCAGCAGCGGCAGUUACGUGUGGAAGAUGAUAAUUUGGAUCACGAAACGUUGGAGCUGUUGCAUCAAAUUGAACAGUUGAAGAAUCGUGUGCUAGACGAAACAGGUGAUGGACUCUUCGAUGAUGGUAUGAUGGGCGCUGAGUCCGGAGCGGAUGUCAGUGAGGGUAUACACUUUGCGGUGGGUGGGCAGCGGUUCGCGGAGAAUGGACGUAAAGACAACAGUUGAUUUGAAUUAGCGCUGAAACGCAUGCGAAGUGUUUAAGGCAAAAGUUAAGGUGGGGGAUGAGGAUGAGAAUAAAUAUCAAUUAAUUAUGGGAAAAUACUGUAUAAUCAAGUGCCUAGACUAAAGUAUCAUUAUGUAGCAUAAAUAAUGUUUAAUUAAAGUUACUGGUAAUGUUAGACUCAAAGUUAGUAUAGAAAAAGUCAUGGCGAAAAAGUGUGGAGAUGACAGAAGUCGCAAGCGUUUCCUUU
This is a messenger RNA of Rhagoletis zephyria (snowberry fruit fly), 2582 nucleotides long. RefSeq lists its product as uncharacterized. The record is from RefSeq and is a predicted model, not a curated record. NCBI's taxonomy places the organism in Eukaryota, Metazoa, Arthropoda, Insecta, Diptera, Tephritidae.